GCCGCUCCCGCGACUUGACCGGAGUUCAGAAGAGCCGGCGGAGAGCGCGGGCUGCGUGCACGGCCCGGCUGGCGUUGCCGUGACCGAUGGUUGUGGGGCCCGAUCCCCGGAGCGACCCCUCGUGAAGCUGCCGGGGGCAGGGUGGGUGAUUUCUUACCCGGCGACGGGGCGUCUGGCCUGCGGCGGGAGGGGAGGGAGGCCGAGUGGCUGGUGCACCUGCCUCUCAGGCUGUGGCCUCUCACCCCGGCUGGGUCCCCCCCCCCCCCCCGAGUCUCAGAACACAGUUCUUCCUGUGUGCACUCUGGUGGCCGUGGAGGUGGCCCGAGGUGCAGCGGUUUAUAAAUACACGUUUUAGGGCAGUUGUUUUAAAAUCCUUUGUUUUACGCACCGUCACAAGCACCAAACUUCUCUCUGAGACUGUUUCCAGAAGCUGCCGGGUUUUUGCCUUUCGUGCAGGAAGCGACCUCGGGUCACUACUGCAUGUACCUCGUGUGGCUUGGGUAGAGGUGAGCCCUCGUGCCCUUACUGUCCACGUACCGAGGUCUCGCAGGAAGGGCAGCCGGGGCCAACCCUGCGCUCCCGGAGCCGGGCCCCUGAACCUGCAGCCCAGGUCUACGCGCCGCCUCUCGAGGCGGGGGGGGGGACACUCCUGCUUUCCGUCAGCCGGCGGAGACUUCCUGCGGGGCGGCUGCCUGAACAGGGGGCAGGAGCCAAGACCUGGUCCGCCCAAGGCUGUGGGGGGUCGUGUCUUCGAGCGCGGGGCCGUGGAGCAGUGUCUGCUCCUGCCUGGGGCUUGUUCACCUGGCCCGGGGUCUCUGGCUUCUGGAGGGUGCCAGUCCAGGCCCCCGGAGCCCUGGGGGUUGAGAGGGAAGCCCCCCCCCCCCCCCCAGUCAGGGCGUCUCCUUGAGUCACCUGCUCGGCUCCGCCGAGGCCUUUGCGAGGUGGACAGAACCUGGGGCCCCUGGUUCUGAGGCUCUCAUUUCCAGAGGAAGAGCGUAAGGCCCACAGAGAGAAGAGCUUUGCUGGGUUUUUCUCCAGAUCCAGUUUCCAAGCCCUUCUGUUCGGGUGACUGUGCCCAGGUUAUGACGACUAAUCCCAAACCAAACAAGGCAUUAAAGGUCAAGAAGGAGGCGGGCGAGAACGCCCCGGUGCUCAGCGAUGACGAGCUGGUGUCCAUGUCGGUGCGGGAGCUGAACCAGCACCUGCGGGGCCUCACCAAGGAGGAGGUGGCCCGCCUGAAGCAGCGCCGGCGCACGCUCAAGAACCGCGGCUACGCGGCCAGCUGCCGCAUCAAGCGCGUGACGCAGAAGGAGGAGCUGGAGCGGCAGCGGGUGGAGCUGCAGCAGGAGGUGGAGAAGCUGGCGCGGGAGAACAGCAGCAUGAGGCUGGAGCUCGACGCGCUGCGCUCCAAGUACGAGGCCCUGCAGACCUUCGCCCGCACCGUGGCCCGCGGGCCCGUCGCCCCCACCAAGGUGGCCACCACCAGCGUCAUCACCAUCGUCAAGUCCGCCGACGUCUCCUCCGCCUCCGUGCCCUUCUCGGCCGCCUCCUAGUGGCCCGCCGCCGGGAGGGGGGCGGGCGGGG
Molecule: messenger RNA, 1584 nt
Organism: Neofelis nebulosa (Clouded leopard)
Lineage: Eukaryota; Metazoa; Chordata; Mammalia; Carnivora; Felidae
Gene: MAFK
Product: MAF bZIP transcription factor K
Exons: 3
Coding region: 1083-1553 (156 amino acids)
Biological process (GO): regulation of transcription by RNA polymerase II
Cellular component (GO): nucleus
Molecular function (GO): DNA-binding transcription factor activity, RNA polymerase II-specific; RNA polymerase II cis-regulatory region sequence-specific DNA binding
Source: RefSeq, a predicted model, not a curated record